AGCAAUAUGGCGGACUUGUUGAUGAUUCAAUGAAAUUACUUAUCGAAAGUAAACAGACGAUUUUGUGUUAGUCGUUUUGUUUUCGACCUGCAAACAUGUCUUGUCAAUUGUGUGUUUUAUCAAGGUUUCAGAAUAUUUCAGCUGUAAAGAAAUAUUUCUUCCCAGCUUCAAGGGAUUCGACUCCAGAUAUCUGUCAGUCAAACGAAGGUGAUGAGAAUUGGGAUGCUGACUGGGGGUGGAGUGAGGAUGGUGCCAAUGAGAGUGCUGAAAGUGCCGACUCUAAUGAUCAACCAGAUAAUGGCAAACAGAAAUGGUUUCAGGAAUGCAUCUUGUCACUGUCACCAACAAAUGAUAUGGUUGCCAUUGCACACAGGGACAAGAUUGUUGUCCUAGCACAAAAAUGGGAUCCUAAGCAUAGAGGUGAAGAUAUUGAAAGCAAGUUUUCUAUCCAAUGGCAAAAUAGCCUGAAGCAGGAUGAGAGUGAAACCAUAACGGCACUUAUGUGCCUGCCCUUAGCAUCACAGAAAAGGAGCACUCAAGGUGGGCCUGACUGGACGUGUGUGAUAGUUGGAUUCUCCUCCGGCUACAUUCGCAUGUACACAGAGACGGGUGUGUUGCUGCUGUCACAACUCCUCCAUGCUGAAGCUGUCCAGAAACUCAAGUGUCGGACCUACGAACCUCCACGAUUUCUUGGCAUGUCAGAGCUGCAUGAAGAGCUAGUGAUUCUCUACAAAAGAGCUGUAGUAUCGAUCGAUGGCUUCAGUCUGUUCCAGUCCCUCAGAGCUUGCAGGAACCAGGUGGCCAGGGCGACUGCAAGUGGUGGGGAGACCAUGCUGCAGCCUCCUCCCUUGGCCUACAAGAAGUGGGCACUGCAGGAUCAGGACAAGAUCAACGACCUCGUCAGCUGCGGUGUGCAGUCUUCUAACCCAUUUGAUCAGAUGAAGACAGCUUCCUUCCUAGGGGGGUUCAGCACUACCGUGAAGACCUCACCCCCUGCUGCCAACAUAUACCUCACUGCAGGGGUGGGGCCCUACGUGGGAUUCUUCUAUGCCAUGGAGGGUAGUACACAACCAAUCCUGUCUGAUGUGGCAAUGGCGGUAGCCAACAAGAUAAAGACAGCAUUGAUGUCUGCAGCAAGUGGCUGGCUUGGUUUCGGAGGCAGACAGAGAGAUGAUGCAAAGGACAAGUCUCCAAAAAUAGAACCAGCAGCACCACUGCCGUACAGGUUUGGUUUACCUGACCAGGAUGGAGGGACAGGUGCACACAGCUUGUCUCUGAUGGUAGCUGCAGUUAGUUACCGUGAUGCUCAAGUAGGCUGGAUCCAGGUUCGAGAGGAUGAUGGGCCAAGCAGCAGGAACCGCGACCACUCCCGUGUUGCCCAAUUCCUGGUCAUCUACGCUCCCAGGAGAGGAAUUCUUGAGGUGUGGACGGCAGCCAAUGGACCCCGGGUUGCGGCCUUCAAUGUCAGCAAGUGGUGUCAACUGGUGUGUCCCAGCUCAGGCAUGAUGGGAUUGAACAACGUCACAAGUCGUGGAGUGAAGUCGCGAGCUUUCCAGUGUGCACUUGUUGACCCUGAAGGCUUUGUGAAGACCCUUGAAGUCCCCUUCCAUCUGGCUCUCAGCGACAAGAGCAGCAGUCAACAGGCCAGAGACCUUCAUCUGCUGUAGGAAGUCAAGGCUAUGCUAAAGGAUAAUGCUGAGUCAACAGACUCACUGGAGUCCACCAUCAAAGAAUUGAUCCUGGACAUGAGAAUAUCAAAUAUCACCAAACAGGCUGUAGAGAGAGUUCUCAGCACCAAGUACCUGUCAUCAACCCUGAUGAAGAAUGUUCUCAAAGUAUGCAUACAGAAGAUCAGUGGGAAAGCUGAUGCGACCCUGGACAUCGACAGCAAGCUGUUCCUGCGGUUCUGCCAGGCCCAGGACAACCUGAUACACACCUACAAGAUGGUGGAGAAGUUCACCUCCCGCGGGGAUGCUUCCCCCUCUGGAGGUGCAGAGGAGUCUAACAAUGAGAUGGUGGCCAGGUCACUGGGACUGACAUGGUCAGAAGUACAAGAGGUGGUAUCUCAACUGGACAAAUUCAGCUCAUCAGCUGACACAGCAGAGCCGCACGUCAAGUUCAAGGAGCAGGCCAUGCCGGUCAGCACUUUUCUGCACUGCUUUACAUGUCAUCUGCACUGCAGUGACCAUGACUCUAGUCGACCAGUCACCGUAUCUGUACAUAAAGGCUUGUCCGAAGACAGGAGGCUGGCAUUAGCCCACCUGUUUUUCCACUCAUGUCUGUGUGGAGAAUCAGCCUCGGGAGACGUGAGCAUCGUGCUGCAGGAUGCCAACCUACCGGCAGACCAGAUCAUAGACCUGCUGCUAGUCUACUGGAUGUCCUCAGAUGAGAGAAGCGUAACAUCUUUGCCAAAUUUGAUUCACCUUAUAAAAACUGUUACAGCGAUGACAGACAAGAGCGAGGUUCUAGUCGAUCAUAAUGUUGCUUCCCCAUGGUGGCAGAAAAUCCGAGAUGCAUGCUGCCAUUCACAAAACAUAUGUGCAGUCUACAUCCUGGCACUUGCCUCCCGAGCUGUUGCCAUGGAGAUAUUUGGCAGUCAAACAAAAGCCAAGGACCCGGAUGCAGACACAGCCAGCCUGAGUUCAGACAAGACGGACAUGUCUGAGUGGGAGUCGCUAGCGGUGGACAUGGAACACUGGAACCUGCUUAUCAAGCAGCUGGAGGAUGUCCUGGCUCUCAGCUUCCUCAUCCACCUCAGACUUCCGCCCAAUGAAAUGUGUCCUUAUGGACCCAAACCGGCUUUAGACCCAAUCAGAUUAUCCGUCUUGAAACUGUUGGAAGGUGGCAGAGGGUCGAUAUCAGAGAUCGUGGCCCAGUAUAUCAUCCGCCUCCAGCUGCAGCCACAAGCUCUCUACAAGCAGCUGCUCAGCACCAGUAUCGACAGUGACGAUGCAGCCCUGGAUGCCGAGCCUGCCGCCGAGGCCACAGAGGGUCAUCAACCGACCUGCCUGGAGAAAAUACAAGACCAACUGGCAGAGCUGAGGGUGAGGUUUCCACACAGUCUGGAGAAUGACAUCCUGCUGUCCAACUGCUGCUGGGAGUAUGCUGUUCAGUGGAACAAGGACCCAGAGCUGAUUAGUUAUCUCCACUUGUCACUGGAGUACCUGAAGCUUGUCCAGAAUGCAGUUCUUAGACAAGGGCUGAGUAGCAUGAUGUGGCACAUGUACGUGGUGAAGAGGGUAACAGCAGCGGCAACGCUCAUGGAGAAGGUGGGAAAGGCACCGAAAGAAAGACUUUGCAGGAAGGAUGUUGGUAUGAGCGACACGACUAUGAUCAGCUUCAUGGACAGUGUUGUGGACUUGCUGCAGGUUGCAAUGGACGCAAACUGUGAGGCGAACGAGGUGCCGGUGUUCAACCUGGAGCAGCUGUGGCAGCAGAUUCGCGGCCCCGCCUCCCUGGUGGAGUUGGCAGUAGAUCAGAAGGCCACCAACUAUCACCUGAUUCGCCACCACUACCACCUCGCCGUCAUCAUGCACGCCGUCAUGCUCUUCAACAUGAAGUCAGUUAAGGUCCUCUCACUGUUCGAUACAAAGGGGCGGAAUAGCUUCUUCAAGGAGCUGCACUCCCAUCCUGUGCUACCAAACCAGAAUGUUGAUGCAGCACUUUCUGUUGCCAGGAGGACGUUCCUGUGCAGGGUGAUAACAGAAGCCAUCAGUACCUUGGGGGAGAGAAGUGAGGACGUGAGUACGAGUCCUCGCCGACAACAGAAAACUGUAGCCUUCCGCUGGCCUAUGCUUACUGUGGAUCUGGGGAAAGACUUCGGCCUUGACAUAGACUACCUCAAACGGCACCACGUUUGUCAGCUCUACUCCGCUGGACGUGACAAGUUGGCUGAGGAGGUACUGCUGACCGUCAAUGACCAUGAGCUGAUGGGGUCGCAGCUGUUGCCGAUAGCGGGUCAGCGUGUGGCCUACUUCCUGUUUAGGUGCGACUACCAAGGGACCGUGAAGAUCAUGUCGGACAUAUCCACCACUCUAUCCACUUGGCUGAAGCAGCUGGUGAGUGACUGUUCAGGAGAUUACUUGAUGGACCCGGAGGAACUGGUCAACCCCGAUCCCCCGAUGUCUGACACAGCCUUGCUUCUAGAACAUGUAGCCAAUCAACUGCCGGAAGGUUACUCAGAGUACAACCUAACAAUCUCAUUGGUUGAGCUAGUACAGUUAUUGUUAUCAUCAUCGUCAGAUACAGAUUGUUAGCAUGGGUUGUUAGCGACCUGGGGCUUAUGGUUAUGGAAAAACUGAUAAUGCUUUCUCGUUUUCAACAUGAUUUGCACCUACCCAUAAUGCCUUGUAAUAUGUGGAGCAGAACGUCUGCAACCAGUGCAGAU
This is a messenger RNA of Haliotis rubra (blacklip abalone), 4387 nucleotides long. Its product is annotated as rab3 GTPase-activating protein non-catalytic subunit-like. Gene Ontology annotation, biological process: regulation of GTPase activity. Lineage: Eukaryota; Metazoa; Mollusca; Gastropoda; Lepetellida; Haliotidae. The transcript has 34 exons. The record is from RefSeq and is a predicted model, not a curated record.